AUGUUUCUGACUGCUGAUGGCGUCCAUGUCAGGGGAGCGGGCUUUGUGUUCUCGAACCUUGCUCCUACUGCGAUACCAUCUUCGCUGCCUGCUGCUCCUGCUGUUCGUCCGUCGUUUGCAGACGCCGUCCUGUCUGGCCAACGUGUGUUCUGCUCGGGCUGUGCACGGCCCUGGCAGUCGGCUCAGUAUAGGCUCUGUGAGGACUGCCGACACAGGGCUCGAAUGAGGCGGCGCCGACGACUGCCUCUACAUGCUUCUGUUAACCCCGUACCGCAAGGGCGGCCCACGCUUCCUUAUAUCGCUGAUUCGCCUAUUAUCCAAGUGCAAACUAUAUGGUGGAAACACCUUGCCCAGGCUGUAGUCCGGCCCUUCUCUCAGGACUGGUCAAAAGACUGCUCCUUCUGCGGUAUUCGCCUUCUUUCCACUGAGGCUGACGGCUGGUGCUGUCGGCGCGGCCGCAGACACUUACCUCACUUACCACCAUUCGCGCCAGCCGUUCAGUCUCUUCUAGACCAGUAUCAGGGCCGUCUGUCUUCUAUCAGCCGUCGGCUAAACAACCUAUUUGCCUUCUCCGCCAUCGGCACCGCUGGUCAAUUCGUUCGUUUCCAAGGUCAGGCGAACGUCGUCCUAGAAGGCCGUGUCUACCACCGUUUGCUGGACGUCGCGGAUACAGGUCACAGCAUGCACUGGUUUCUUUAUGACGAGUCCGAACGAGGUCUACGUGCAAGGGAUUAUGACGUUCCCAGUGACAUUCUAAAUGGGAUUCGCGAUUUCCUGGGUCUGGUCAAUCCCUAUGUGCGGACCUUGCGGCACGCCGUCAGUCAGGUCCCUGACCAAACCGUCGCCCUUGCUGUUGAGCUUUCCACCCUGCCUGCGGGGGGUGAGCUCGCUGCAGUCAUCACUAUAGAAAAUCUCCGCCAGGUAGCCCCACGACAGGUCGUCUUUUACAGGAGAGGCGGCCAGCAGCCACGCUUCGUUCCCACCCUAUCUUGCCACUACGAGCCACUGCAAUAUCCACUCCUCUUUCCACAUGGCACGUUAGGUUGGGGCUUUCUCGACGACUCCCGAAAAAACAUACCUUGCACGCAGAUCCAAUGGUACCGCCACCUAUUCCUGGGCGAGCCCCGCAUGCGGACUUUUGGCCGUUUAGCAUGUGAGUAUGCUGUGGACAUGUUUUCCCGGACGGAGGAGGAGCGCCUGCAUUAUCUCAAACGUGGCCGACGCUUGCAAGCUGUAGGCAUGGAUGAGGCUCCGAAUCCUGACUUCCCCGACCUCUUCGAGAAUAAAAUCCCUGCCGGUUUCAUGGGGUCCCGGGCCUGGGCUUCGGACCAGGUCGCCGACUCCCUCGCGAUCGCCCGACAGCUGGCCAAGCCGUCACUGUUCCUCACCAUGACGACCAAUCCCAACUGGCCCGAGAUUCAGUCCCAGUUGCUCGCAGGCCAGCAUUUCACAGACAUCCCUGCCGUGGUGUGCCGUGCAUUCCACGGACGGCUCUGUGGCUUGAAGGCCUUUAUCAGGGAGAAAUUCGGAGGUCUCCUGUACGAGAUAUGCGUGACAGAGUUCCAGAAACGGGGUUUACCACACGCGCAUCUGGUCGUCAAGCUCCAACACGAAUUACCUUUGGCCCAGCUGGACGGUUUUAUCUGCGCCGAGCUGCCAGAUCCCGAGGAGGACCCGACCCUACAUACAGCCGUCUGCAGAUUCCACAUGCACUCGCAGAACCACUUGGACCGGCCCACGUCACGCUGCAAUCGAGAGGGCCGCUGCAUUUACGAGUACCCCCAGCCUAUCAACAACCGGACUUAUAUGGAUGAUCUCGGUCGUGUCCAUUACCGCCGACGCAAGCAGGAAGAUCGAUGGGUGACUCCUCAUAUACCAGCCCUAGUGCACCUACUCGACUGCCAUAUCUACGCGGAUGUAUGCUCUACAGCGACGAUCUUCCUCUACCUCUUCAAGUACCUCUUCAAAGGACCUGAUCGGGCGCGCUUUGGUAUUCGGACCCUCCACGAUGAUCGGGCAGACGGCGAGGAAGACCAAGUAGAUGAGUUUAGAGACUAUAUGAACGCCCGUUACCUCUCUUCGUCCGAGGCGGUCUACCGGAUCCUCAACUUCCAUACUGUCUCCAAACGUCCUGGUGUCCGCUGCCUCUCUGUGCAUCUGGAAGGAAAGAAUUUGGGGAGGAUGUACGAUCGAAGCCAACCGGGUUACUCCGAGAUGAGCGACCUACUGUGGUACUUCAAACGUCCAUCAACGGAGCCUUUCUCGGGCUUGAAGUAUACCGAGCUCUUCAGCCUUUACUACCUGGAGACGGUACCGCUGAAUGUUGCACUGGACAGCGGUCAAACUCUCAUUACUACUGUCACCACCGAAAAGGGGCUAUCCCAAAAGGUGUUGCGCCGCCGGGUCCGUCGGCCUAUUGUCGCCCGACUUCAGACCGUUCCACUUCGUCUGAAGGAAACGUUUUACCUGCGCGCCCUACUCCAGGUGCGACCUGCGAGCAACUUCGAAGAUGCCCGCACUAUCCGGGGACACUGCUAUCCCACAUACCAGGGGGCUGCCACUGUGCUGGGACUCUUCCAGGAUGACCAUGAGGCCGUGUACGCGAUGAAUGAAGCGAUCGCAGCCUACAGCCGCCCCUCCCAACUCCGCUUUCUCUUUACCCAGCUUCUGGCUGACCUCCCGUUUCCAGCUGUGGAGCUAUGGGCCCGAUUCCAGAGCGACCUCUGCGCUGACUACAGACUACGCCACCCCACAGCCCACGCUACGGACCUUGCCUUGCAAGACCUAGCUCGCUAUCUGGCAGCACAGGGAUCCUCCUUAACACAGUGUGGCCUACCAGAACCCGCUCGACAUUGCGCGGAGGUGGAUUUGGAACUUAGCUUCUUCGCGAACCAACUAUCAUCCAUCCGCAUGACAAGUGACGAGGCGUACUGUAGGAUGAACUGGGGUCAGAAAGGCAUCUUCGAUCAUCUCCUGGGCCAGUUGGACGUUGGGGGCUGCUACUUCGUCGACGGCCGUGCGGGUCGCGGGAAGACAUUUUUGAUAAGUGCCAUGUGUGAUCGCAUCAGGGCAGACGAGCGCAUCGUCUGCGUGACUGGAACGACUGCCCUCAGCGUCAUCCAUUACGAGCGCGGUCGCACGGCCCACUCUGCCUUUGGUAUUCCCGUUCAAGAAUCCGACGUGGGCUUGGUAUCAAAGAUCAGCACUCACUCAGGUCGCGCGGAGCUCCUACGCCAGGCCUCACUCCUGAUCUGGGAGGAGCUUCCUAUGGUGAAGAAGGCGGUCGUGGAGUGUGCAGACCACCUCCUUCAAGAUAUUAUGAGCAAUGACCUUCCAUUCGGAGGAAAACUCCUCAUUGGGCUAGGGGACUUUCGCCAGGUGGCACCGGUCGUCCGCGGCAGUUCUGGGCCUACAGCAACCCUCAACAGCUCUAUUCGCACCUCCACGCUCUGGAACCACUUCAAGGUCCUGCGGCUGACCAGUCCAGUCCGACAGGCCGGGGAUCCGGUAUACGCAAGAUGGGUAGAUCAGGUAGGAGAUGGUUUACAUCCCUUUGAAACAAGUGUGCCACUCCGUCACUUGCAGCAUCUUGACGACCUUAACGCUGCGGCAGACUUCCUCUUCCCACAAGAUUCCGUCUCCACCUCCGCUGCUGCCGUCCAACGCGCUUUCCUUAGCCCGUUCAAUGCCCGCGUUGAUCUGUUUAAUAGGCUUAUCUUGGAACGGUUACCGGGGCGUGCAGAAACCUAUUACAGUCAUGAUACGAUUAAAGAACUAGACGAUUACGCCUUCAAUCUUCCCACAGGGGCAGAGGCGGAUCUUCUCUCGGUAUUGAACGAGCCCGGAGUACCUUCGUAUGAGCUCUCGCUCAAGAUUGGCGCCGUCGCUAGCGUGAUGCGGAAUCUCUCCCUUGAGAAGAAUUUAGUCAAAAACGUGCGGUUACUGCAACGGGCAUGCACGCCAGAUACCCAGUCGCCGACGUUCUACCUCCCACGGAUCACAUUUGAGUUCCGGCCUCACCGUGCAAAUUGGACGGUGCAACGGCGACAAUUUCCCCUGCGUCUAGCUUAUGCCACCACCUUCAAUAGCUGUCAGGGACUCACCUUGGAACGCGUUGUUUUAGAUCUCACACUGCCAGUGUUCGCCCAUGGGCAACUUUACACUAGCUUAUCCCGCGUCCGCUCUGCCGUUGACAUGCGUAUUCUCCGAGACCCCAAUGAGAUAGAUCAAGACACUCCUAACGUCGUUUAUCACGAAUUGUUACUGCCUCUCUAA
Messenger RNA from Penicillium manginii, 4275 nucleotides. RefSeq lists its product as uncharacterized. Bases 1 to 4275 code for a protein of 1424 amino acids. Gene Ontology annotation, biological process: DNA repair; telomere maintenance. Lineage: Eukaryota; Fungi; Ascomycota; Eurotiomycetes; Eurotiales; Aspergillaceae. The transcript has 4 exons. The record is from RefSeq and is a predicted model, not a curated record. Gene Ontology annotation, molecular function: DNA helicase activity.